Messenger RNA from Acanthosepion pharaonis, 717 nucleotides. Lineage: Eukaryota; Metazoa; Mollusca; Cephalopoda; Sepiida; Sepiidae. The record is from the annotation of a GenBank genome assembly.
AUGCAAAACUUUCUUUUUUUCUUUAAACUUCUCUUUUUCUUUUUACUUUUUUCUUUAAACUUUUUCUUUUCUUUUUUCUUCUUUAAUUUUCUCCUUUUUUUUUCUUUCCUAUAUUCCUUUAAUCUUUUCUUUUUUCUCUUUUUAAUCUUUUCCUUUUCGCUUUUAUUUAAUCUUCUCUUUUAUAUUUUCACUAUUUUCUUCCUUUUUUUAUUUUCUUUAAACUUUUCUUUUCUCUUUUCCUUUAUUCUUUUCCAAUUUUCUCUUGCUUUAAUCUUUUACUCUUUUCUCUUUUCUUUUCUUCAUUGUCUUGUUACUUUUUCUAUCUGCUUUUAUUUGUUUUCCGUUUGCCGUCCUUUCUCCUUAUCUUUUUUACUUGUUAAACGACCGUCUCCUUUUAUUUCUUUGUCUUUCACGGCUUCUUUUCCUUUUUCUUUCUUAGAACAUUUCUCUUUCUUUUUUCUUUCUUUCUUUCUUUCUUUCUUUCUUUCUUUCUUUCUUUCUUUCUUUAUCAUUAUUUUUAUCCUUUUUAUUUUAAAUAUUUCUUCCUUUAUUUAUUCUUUUCAGUUUUCGUCGUGUUUUUAUCAUAUUUUCAAUAUCUUAUUCUUUCCUUUUACACUUUUCUCUCUCUUACUAUCUAUCUAUGCACGUUUUUCUCUCUUCCUAUCUAUCUAUCUAUCUAUCUAUCUAUCUAUCUAUCUAUCUAUCUAUCUAUCUUAA